Rosa chinensis is the source of this 2247-nucleotide messenger RNA. Its product is annotated as receptor-like protein 2. The transcript has a single exon. Bases 1 to 2247 code for a protein of 748 amino acids. The record is from RefSeq and is a predicted model, not a curated record. Lineage: Eukaryota; Viridiplantae; Streptophyta; Magnoliopsida; Rosales; Rosaceae. Gene Ontology annotation, molecular function: receptor serine/threonine kinase binding.
AUGGCAGAGCAGCCUAAUAAUCUAUCUCCCUAUGUCAUCCUCUUCAUCUUUUUUAUCUCAUCAUCAACUGUCAUUUCUCACAAACCAGCCGCAUGCAUCAAAAGGGAUCAAGACUCUCUUCAGUCCUCUUUUGAUAUGCCUUCUCAUUUGAAUUGGUCUUCUGAGGAUUGCUGUCACUGGGAGGGCAUUACUUGCGAUAUGGCUGGUCGGAUCACACAUAUAUCGUUGCCCUACAAAGGCCUCAAACUCAAAGGGGGUGAUUCUUUUCCCUCUUCUCCACUUGGAAAUCUUUCGCAUCUCACCCACCUCAAUUUGUCCCACAAUUCACUUGAAGGUUCACUUGAUCAAACUGGAUUCUUCUCAUCUUUGAGUCGUCUUGAGAUCCUAGAUUUGAGCUACAACCUUCUUUCUGGAGAAUUACCAUUUUCUCUACCAUCCAGUAAUAUCCAAAUGCUUGAUUUGAGCUACAACCUUCUUCAAGGUUCAAUUCCUUCUUCAUUCUUCAAAGAAGCAUGGCGUUUGACUAGUUUUAAUGUCAGUUACAAUUUCUUGACUGGAUCUAUACCAUCCUCUUAUAUUUGUCUUCAUUCUUAUCCCUUGAUUAGCCUGUUGGAUUUUUCCUCCAAUAAUUUCAAUGGUAGCAUUUCUUGUGGGUUAGGGAAGUGUUUGAAACUGCAGGUGUUUCGUGCUGGUAGCAAUAGCCUCUCAGGAUUACUUCCAGAAGAUAUCUACAAUGCUACAAAACUUGAGGAAAUUUCAUUACCUCAGAAUUCAUUUCAUGGAGCUAUUAGUGAAAGAAUUGUUAACCUCGCCAAUCUCGAAAUCCUCGACUUAAACUCGAAUGGAUUGAGUGGCAAGCUACCUUCAAGUAUUGGUAAGCUCUCCAAAUUGAAACUCUUGCUGCUUCAUUCCAACAACCUAGAAGGUUCUGUGCCCCCACCUUUGAUGAAUUGCAUGAACCUUACAGAACUGAAUCUGGGAUUCAACAAAUUUGACGGAAAUAUCUCUGCACUUAACUUCUCCAAACUUAGUCAACUAACUAAACUUGACUUUGUGAUUAAUCGCUUCACUGGCAUCCUUCCAGUAAGCCUUUACUCAUGUAAGUCCUUGAAAGCAAUUCGACUAAGCCAAAACGAUUUACAAGUAGAAAUACAAUCAGAGAUUCUAUCAUUGAAGUCAUUGUCCUUCCUCUCUCUGGGUCAGUGUCGACUGGCCAAUAUCACAAGCACAAUGAAGAUAUUGAUGCGUUGCAAAAGUCUUGUAUUCCUAUCUGUUUCUAAUAAUUUUGUAGGCGAGGAAAUGCCAGCUGAUCUUGGCAUGGUUGAUUUUGAAGGAUUCCAAAAACUUCGAUAUCUGAGUUUAAGUGGAUGUGAGUUCACGGGUCAAUUACCUGCAUGGUUAUCUAACCUCAAGAAGCUACAGGUCUUGGAUCUUGGAGAUAAUAGAAUCACAGGGUCAAUUCCUAAUUGGUUGGGGACUCUUCCAAGGCUAUCUUAUCUAAGUUUGGGUAAUAAUUCAAUUUCGGGUGAAUUUCCGAAGGAACUUUGUACACUACCAAUGUUGAUAUCUGAAACAAAUGCAGCUCAAGUAGAUGAUCUUGAAUUGAUUGUCUACAAAUGGCAAGGUGCAUCGUAUCAUCAAUACAGAAUGUCUAAUCUGCGAGGGAAAAGUAUAGGCAAUAGUACCGUCGAGACGCGUAUUGAUUUUGGCCAAGUACGGAUCUUUUCCCGGAAAUUGGAUCUUGGCAACAAUAACUUAUCCGGGAAUAUUCCAGACCAAAUAUCUAACCUCAGGAAUUUGGAGGUAUUGGAACUUCAAAUGAACCAUUUUUCUGGAAAAGUCCCACCAUCACUGGCAAGCCUUAAUUUCUUGAAUUACAUUAAUGUCUCAUACAAUAAUCUUGAAGGACCAAUACCAAGAAGCACCCACCUUCAAAGACUCGAUGCUUCAUCAUUUGAGGGGAAUGCAAAACUUUGUGGUGCUCCGCUUCCAAAUAAGUGCUUACCAAUCAAAGGCAAUGAUGCAGACAAUGGAAACAGCCAAGACCAUGAGGAGAAUGGGCAUGAAAAUCAAAUACCAUGGUUCCAUAUUUCCGUGGUUCUUGGGUUCAUCACAGGAUUUUGGGGAGUCUGUGGGUCUUUAGUGCUUAAGGAGAAGUGGAGGUAUGGAUACUUCAAAUUUGUAGAUAGGGUUCAAGAGAGGAUACUUCUGUGUAGGGCCAAGUUGCAGAGUAGGCUUAGAAGCUAA